Tribolium madens (black flour beetle) is the source of this 2745-nucleotide messenger RNA. RefSeq lists its product as uncharacterized. Gene Ontology annotation, biological process: lipid metabolic process. The record is from RefSeq and is a predicted model, not a curated record. NCBI's taxonomy places the organism in Eukaryota, Metazoa, Arthropoda, Insecta, Coleoptera, Tenebrionidae. The transcript is spliced from 15 exons. Bases 226 to 2730 code for a protein of 834 amino acids.
GCCAGUGACGUAGUAGCAGAAAGCAACAAGAAGUAAAACAAAUCGAGUCAUAGUUGGUAGAAAGGGUUAUUCGCGUAGGUAUUUAUUCAUAAUAAUAGUUCAGUGAACUAGUGAAAUUAAAAGAAAUAAUUAUCUGUACGUCGUACCGAAGAAAGUGAAUAUCUUAUAAACUCAACAGAAUCAGAAGUACUUCGAGUGCAGUUAAACGGAUAGCCUGCUGGAAAAAUGUUGUGCCAUAACUUGUUCACCUUUCUUUUGCUAGCGUGUGUGUUAAAAGCAUCGUUAUGUCAAGACAAUAACGUGUGUCCGAGUUAUCGGGAUUAUAUAACCAUGAAGAACAACUCCAACUGCUGGUACAACUUCGCCGCUGAUCUCAAAGUGCCGGAAAUUAUACGAAGAUCUGGUUAUCCCUUCAUUGAAUACAAAGUCCAGACUAAAGACGGCUACAUCCUUUCGGUCUUCAGGAUACCAAGCGUGCAACAAAAAGCUCCCGUUUUCAUGUUGCAUGGCAUUCAGAGCACUUCGGGCAUUUUUGUCGGCAUGGGAAAACAUUCCCUUGCCUUUCUCCUUGCAGACGCAGGUUAUGAUGUUUGGUUGGGCAAUUAUCGCGGCACUGAAUACUCCGAAGGCCAUACGCACUUGAAUAUAACCCAAAGGGAGUACUGGAAUUACGGAGUCGACGAAAUUGCCUUAAUCGACGUUCCGACUAUGCUAAAUUUAGUCAGAUAUUACACGUGGAAAAGAGGGAAAAUUAUUUAUAUUGGACAUUCUUUAGGAACGUCGGCUGCAAUGAUGUAUGCUUGUGAAUAUCAAGAACAUGCCAAAGAAACUGUUAAACUAUUCAUAUUUAUGGCUCCUGCAUACAAACUAAAUAAUAUGAGGUCGCCUUAUCGGGUGUUUUUCCCUUUAAUGAGGACAGCUCUGUCCCUUUCCAACAACUUGAACAUUGUGCAGAUAUUUUCUCGAGGAUAUGCAAGAAGACUCACGCGGCCUACAUGUCUCGCAGCUCCGUCGUUGAUGCUUUUAUGUCUGAGUUUAGUGAAUCUCUUUCUAGGACCCUUCACACAAAUCUCUCCGGAGACAGUCCCUGUACUUUUCAAUCAAUUACCUGGUGGUACUUCGUUAAAAACUCUUACUUAUCUAUCAGAGGCUGUAAGAGGCCAGUUUAGAAAAUUCGAUUACGGUGGGAGAAAUUUGUUUAUGUAUGGUAAUUCCACACCACCAUCGUAUAAUAUUUCCAGAGUGGAAGUACCAGUUUUUAUUUUUUAUGCCUCGCAUGAUUGGGCAACUUCAAAACCUGAUGCAAUCAAUUUAUAUCGAUCAUUACCACCGGCUUCCAGGUUCGGUAUUUAUGAAAUAUCGAAUCUCAGGUUUAACCAUUUUGAUUUUCUCUUCGGAAAAGAAGCAAAGACUUUGGUACAUGAUAAAAUUCUCCAAGUGAUUGAGAAUUUUCCAAAUAAAACACCUCUUCGGAAAUUGAGAUUGGUUUUGUUGUUUCUGCUUUGUGUGAUAGUGCUACUAGGGUGUUUAAUCCGAAACGGUUUAAGUGAAUACAACAAUGUCUGCCCGACUUUUGAGGAUUAUUACACGAUGAGAAACAAUUCGAAUUGUUGGUAUGAUUUCACAGCGGAAUAUGAUGUUCCCACUGUCAUACGCCUUAACGGUUAUCCCGUCAUCGAGUACAGAGUUCCCACUGCCGAUGGAUUUAUUCUAACAAUGUUCCGGAUUCCCAGCAAAAAUCCCGAAGCCCUAAAAUAUCCGGUUUAUCUCCAACAUGGCCUAGUAGCAACUUGUGCUUACUUUGUGGGCUUAAAGAAGGACUCUCUGGCAUUUGUGUUGGCCGAUGCGGGAUACGAUGUCUGGUUAGGGAAUUACAGAGGAACGCAGUAUUCGGAAGCUCAUGUGAAUAAAACAGUAUACCAGCAAGAUUAUUGGGACCAUAGUAUGGACGAAAUCGUGGCGUAUGAUUUUCCAGCUAUGUUCAACACGAUUUUAGCAAAUACAGACCCUGAUGGGAAAAUUAUUUACAUUGGGCAUUCGUUAGGAACUACUUUGUCGUUAAUGUAUGCAGCGGAAUUUCCAGAAGUUGCGAGAGAUACACUGAGAAUGUUAGUGCUGAUUUCGCCAGCUUACACUUUGGCAAAUAUGAAGUCGCCUUAUAGGCUGGCAGCCCCCUUUGGAGCCGCUAUCAUGAACAUUGUUGGUGAAUUGGAAAUGUUCCGGAUUGUUUCUCAAGCCCAACCAUUGAAGGUACUUACUGAUACUCUGUGUUUGGAAUCACCACCUUUGAUGAAGUUUUGUUUACAACUUUACAAUUUGUUCUACGGGCCACACACCGAUUUUGGACCAGAAAUGAUCCCGGUUUAUUUCAACCAACUUCCAGGGGGAACAGCGUUGAAAAUUUUGAACCAUGCAGCUGAUCUGGUUUUGGGGAAUUUUAGAAAAUAUAAUUACGUUGAUAGGAAUGAGAUGUACUAUGGGACAGAGGAACCACCGGUUUAUGAUAUUAAGAAAAUUCAAGUUCCUGUUUAUAUCAUCUACAGCUCAUCAGAUUGGGCUACGACAGCACCUGACGCUGUGAACUUAUGGAAUCACCUUUCCGAGGAAGCAAGAUUUGGUUUGAGAGACGUCGAAGCGUUCAACCACAUUGAUUUUGUUUACGGAAGACACGCCCGAACUCUUGUUUAUGAUGAUUUAGUUCGAGUUUUAAAUAAAUUUGUUAACAGUUAGUCGUUUUAUUUUUAG